Messenger RNA from Somion occarium, 618 nucleotides. The record is from the annotation of a GenBank genome assembly. Lineage: Eukaryota; Fungi; Basidiomycota; Agaricomycetes; Polyporales; Cerrenaceae.
AUGCGUGUAGUGUGUAGCAGAGGCGGGACGCGGGGUGUAUGCGGACAUGAUGAAUUGGGGGGAGAGAGUAUGAAGAUCAGAGAAGAGACACCCAAACGUCAUGCGAGUCGUGCCCCAUUCAAAGGUACCGCACGUUCUAGAUGGCCUGUCGAUUUCAUCUUCGACCAUCCAUCGCAAGGCGUUCGCAAGUUCCCGCACCCUACCUCCGACCGUUCUCCUUGUCCUAGGCGCGAGAUCUCUGGUCUGGUUCUCAGCCGAUACUGUAAUGUAAUACCUUCCAGCGCAACCUGUCGCAAUGGUACUGCAAUGACCCUCUUGUUAGGGUACGAAGACGGUCCUUGUACCCAUCACAAAGCAUACCUCCAAGACGACUCUCCAAACGAAAUCGGCGAGAGGUCUUGUGGUGAUGUACCCAAAGCUGACGGAAGAGCGACCGUACCAAGACGUGGUGCUACAGGUUCAAUGUCUGUUCGAGCUAACGUAUCAGCCUGCUGGGUAGGUUGGUCAAACUUUUUGUCGCCUAUUUUCUCGAGACGUGGAGGUUGUGUAAUGUAUGUGGUAUCGACUUGGAUGCGAGGUAGUUGGCUUGGUCUUGGUAUCGCGUUAGCACUAGCUUGA